Messenger RNA from Eurytemora carolleeae, 2354 nucleotides. RefSeq lists its product as uncharacterized. The coding region runs from base 18 to 2354 and encodes 778 amino acids. NCBI's taxonomy places the organism in Eukaryota, Metazoa, Arthropoda, Copepoda, Calanoida, Temoridae. The record is from RefSeq and is a predicted model, not a curated record. The transcript has 28 exons.
UCAAAAUAGAAUAUAAAAUGAAGAGUUUGGUUCUGUGCGUGGUUAUCUUCACAUUUUCACUUACUAAAGGUUCCGCCGAUCAUGCUCAUCAUCAUCAUGAUUCAUAUUCAGGAUAUGAUUCCUAUGGUUCCCCUCUACUGCCAGUUCCGAUACCCUUGUACGACUCCCCUCAGGACCCAACCCCCAUCGUUACCCAGGAUACUUAUGGUGCCCUUCUCGCCCCUGUGGCUGCACCCUCCGAAAAUGGAUAUGGUGCCCCCCUAGCCCCUGUGGUUUCCCCCUCCGUGGAUGAUUAUGGUGCUCCGCAAGCCCCUGUACUAACUACAGUAGCUCCAACUACAGUAGCUCCAACCCUCCCUCCAUCGGCAACUAUAUUUAGGGAUGGUUUCACCAACAUGGGAAUAUCAAUCAUCUCUCUUCUAGUCAUCUUCCUUUGGCCAGUUUAUACCUCUCAGAAUGUGAUUGACGCUCGCAGUCGGAAAAGGCGAGAUACUAGCGAAUAUAUUGAAUACUAUGAUUUCUAUCCAGAGUACAACGGAUACGAUCAACCUAAUGUUAAGAGAGAGUACACUACUCCUAAAGCAGAGCUUGCUGAACCUGAUUACCCAACUGGAACAGGAACUGGAGAACCUGAGAUCCCUCCUCCAAUCUUUGAGAUCAAUGAAGGAACCCUGAUCGUUGUUGCUCUAGCAACUGCAGUCUUAGUCUUUUGUGAUAGUGAUAUUUGCAGAAUGGACGAAUUGGCAGGAUUUCCUAUGUUCAAGAGAUCAAUUCAACCGAAACCAAUUUCAUCAAACGGGAAGGUUUCACGAGGAGGGUCUAGACCUGCUGCAUUCCCAAGAUCAAAUGGACAGCAUGCACCGGAUGGACCGGCCCGUGUACUCGAUGUAAAGGUUGUAAAGGCAGUACAGCUGGGUGGACAGGCUGGUAACUGCUUGGAACCGUAUGUAGUUGUUGAGGUUGAUGAUCCGAGCCAAAGGCAGCAGACGAGACCUGGCUCCGGACCUCAGACUCAGUGGAAUGAAACUUUUUCAAUGGAUAUAACGAGCUGCAGCUCUGAGGUUCUGUUUGAGGUUUGGGACCAGGGACAGAAAAUUGGAAAAUCAGAUACAUUCUUGGGACUGGGCAUUGUAUCAGUAAGUGAGUUGAUGUGCACUGUCAGCCAACGUCACGUGAUCCCUCUUCAGGGUAGACCGUACGAAGAGGAUCAGGUGACCGGAAUGUUGACGAUAGAGUUCCUGUUUAAAGAUGGAGGAAUAUCAUUCUCAGAUACUGAUACUAUGCACGGAGUUCACAAGACCCUUGAAAUGCGGCAAAGUAAAGGAGUUGGAGGAGGUGUACAGUAUAAUACGAAGACGACAUAUUUUCUCUACGAGCCACCAGAUGGCGGCCUAGACUCCGUGGACUGGGCUAAACAGGCGGCAAUACAGGAAAAGUCGGCUCCCGUCGACGGGAUAUCUUUGAUUCCCGACCUAAAGGAAAAUAUCACAAUCUUGAGGAGGGAAUCCUAUAUUAGAGCCAAUAAACAAGAUUUACUGAACGGGGCGGAUGUUGCAGAUUUGGCGAUUCAGGAAUUAGCUGCUAGAUCUAGAAAUACAUCUUUGGAUGACCAACCAACAAAAUCUACACUUCUUAUACAUGCAGUACAGAAGCCUCCUCGAACUCAAAGCAGCUCAGUUCAAUCUCCAACUCUUGAUUCUACAGAAAAUGUUUGCUCUGACAGUUUAGGAGAUGUUAGUCUCACGUCUAAAGAAUCAGGUGGUCCUCUGAGGAGGGGAAGAGAAAAGAAAAGAAAUCUAAUCAGCACAAUUAAAAAACGAUUCUCAGGAACUAGAUCAUUAUCUACAAGUAUGAAGUUUGAAGAUAAUUCUAGAACCUCUUCAUCUUCUAGAGUUCCUUCUCUUGAUCGGAUACGAAGUGCAUCUGAACACCGUUCUGAAAACUUCUCAAAUACAAGUGAAGAGUCUGGACUGGAUUCUGAUAGUGGUUGCUCACUUAGUCUAGCAAGCUGGAGGGGGAAUAUAUCAAUGUCAUGGGAAUCAGGUUCGUAUCUGACGAUUCCAGGACUCCACUCUGAGGAUGCCAGCUCUAUGAGUGACGUCAGUGGAAUAUCUGCAGCCUCCAAUAAAACCUAUGUUACUGAGGACAGUAGUCUUGUCCUCGAAACUUUAGAGGACGGUCGUCAUCACCAUUAUCUUAUACCAGCACAGGUUGCUAAGCGAGGAAGGUUUAAGAAGAGAGGAAUAAAGCUUCAUAUUUACCUGGAUCAUAUAUUUGUUGCACGACACAUCAAAUUGGGUACAGUAUGUUCUGCCUGCGAUGUACAUAUACCUAUUAUGUUCUACCUGCGAUGA